GGCAUUGCGCAAAUCAAUACAGCGUACUUUUUGUCACAAUGUACAACGAUAAUAGCUAUUUUUUAAUAAUUGUAAGGGUAGUUUUAGGGUUGGAGUAUGUGUAUACUGUAACAAAACACAAUCUAAUAGGGAGAAAAAUUAAUUUAAUUGUUCGUUUCCGGUCUAGCCAGCCACAACCCGAAAAAUGAGACUGUCCUCGCUGCAGCCUGUAGCACGAUGACGUAGCUGGAUCAGAUCCAAUACGUACUGGACGUUGUUACGAGCAUGCGCGGUGGUGUGUUUCGGUAACGAUUCGGUUCGGUAAUGAUGAUGGAAUAGAGAGGAUAGUGCGCUAUUUGAUGAAAAAUAAAUCUCUGCCUGUGGACCUUCCUCAAAAUUUGGUUAGUGGUCUACAACAUGGAAGUGAAUUUAGACACCAACUAAUUCCUGAAGAAACAUUCUGCUCCGAAUGUGAGGGUAAUCAUGUUCUAAGCGAGCCAAUUAUUAUAACCUCACGAGCAAAGAUUCUGACCUUUACUGGGGUAGUUGAAGGAAUUUCAACUUACUACAAAGUAUGUAGCAACUGCAGAAUGAUGUACAGGUACCAGGAAUUCACUGAUGGUAUCCAUAACUUCAAUGACCACCUUCUGCUUUCUCUUCACUUGUGUGUAAUUCUUCGCAAUGCUCUUCAGAAUCACACUGCUGUCAGCAGAGUAAUGAGCAUACUUGAAGCCACUGCUAAAGCAAAAUUCCCCAGCAAAGACACAGUGCUCCAUGCUUACCUCCACUUUGAAGCCUUGAGCAGCCAUGUUUAUUCUUACACCUGCAUCAAUUGUGGAUAUUACCCCAAAGUGGUGAUUAUGGAUCUCCACAAGAAAGGUGUCUUCAGUAUUCCUUUCAGUGAAAUAGCCACACCACCAUCAGAUUUCAAGGGUGAUACAAACAUUGUCUCUUUUUGGGAAUCCGUAACGAUGGAGAUGAUUGGCCGGGGAUUUCUUUCAAGUGGCAGGAAAAAUCCCUUUGUAGUUUGCCCAAGUUAUGAUUGUUGGGCUCCUUGGAUUGGACCUAACACCCGAAAGUCAGACAUUGUUCUAAAUACUGAGCAUGCAAAACUACAAAAAACAAAGUCCUGUGAUGUUCCAGAUCUUGACGUCACAGAGGAAAGGUUAGGUGAUGAGCUCUUUAAUCUUAAGGUUGAUGCAGUGAGGAAGCUGUGCAAAGAAUGUGGAUUGGACACAAAGGGAUCAAGGAUGGAUCUUGUGUUACGUUUGCGAACAGAGAUGCAAAACCGUUCUGCGUACGACAAAAUCUUCCAGCAGAUUUGGGGUGCUUCUGGUGGCUGGGCAGUCAUUACAUGUCCAUGUGGAAUAGUGUAUUCCAUCAAAUUCAACAUAAGAGCAGAGUCUCCCAGAGACUUUGCAGACUUGCUGCUGAGUUGGAAGCACUUUCCUAAUGUGGUAAUAUACGACUUUGCUAGAGGACUUGCAGCACACGUUAAUCUACGGAAAGCAGAUUCUCUACCUUUCAGUCCCCAUGAAGGGAGACUUGCUGAACCCACUACAGCAAAUAUCCAGCUAGCAAAGGAAGGCAAGCUCAAAGUUAAUCUACCAUGGUUGAAAAAUAAGAAGGAGGAGGAGGAUAUCAACUGCCAUCCUUUGACAGGAUCAUCAGAGCAUUAUGCUCUGUAUGACAGAUUUCAUGAAUUUAACACCAAAGACCCAAGAGAUGCUCUUAGGAGAAUCCAAGUAGUCCCAGAACUCUGUGGAUGGGUAAAUACUCAAACCGCAGAGCAACUUUUUGGUUCAAUGCGCAAGAACAAUUAUUUCUUGAACAUGCUCACGCCAUCUGGACACACAUUUUUGAUGCGCAACAUCAUUCACCACUAUAACACAGCACAGAAUAAGAACAUGGAGGACAGCCUAAGAAAAAUUGUAUCACCAAGUGAUCAGUUAACCUUCAAUGGUUAUGGUCAGAUAGUACUGGGUACACCUCCACAGUCCCUAAAUGAUAGUGAAAGACACACCUGUGAUAUUACACAAAUAGACCAAGUACACUGCCCCAGCCAAGGUUCAGUGAUUGACAUGACAGCCCUACGAAAUGUGCAGCCAAACAGGGCAUGCUGGAUGCAUCCACAAAGCAGUGACCAAAUAAAGAUGAUAGAAAAUGCUUUAAAUGAAAAGGAAUCACGACAACAAUUUUUGGCUCAAGUAGGAGCAACAAUUCUGAACAGAUCAGAUUUUAUUACCUUGGGACAUCCAAAUGAUGUUGAAGGGACUAUUUUGAAUGCCUGCCUUUCAAUGGUCAGAGAUAUUGCUGAUUUAAAGAACAUAAAGGUCAAUUGUUUUAGCUCGUAUGUGACAGUGACAUGGUUGCCACCAUUGUGUGCAGACCCUUCAGCUAACUUACCUGACCAUAUAGCAGAAUGUGACUUCAUCUUACUCCCUUCCUGGGCAUCAAACCAUUGGAUGAUAUGUUACUUGCACAGCAACUACAUCCUGGGCUGUGGAAAGAGUAUGGACGUGAUGAUCUCAACGGUGCUCCAAGGCAGAAUUGGUCAAAUAAUUGUGGAGUGUUUGUGUUGAUGGUAGGAAGAAUUGUUUAACAAUAAGUAAUGUUUAUUUUCCUUGAUAGCUUUGUCAGAUUGCUGUCUUUAAUUGUUAAUUUAUUUUUUAGUUUGAGCAAAAUCAAUAUCCAACAAACUUAAGAUAUUGAUACAGUCAAACAAAACCAUUUAAAGUUGAUUACUAUUGUUUAUGUCUGUUUUGAUGUAACUUACUAUUAAUGUUACAGUACACACUCUAUGUUGUAAUGGGAGGCGUCUUUGAUUUUUCUGAGGUGAGCUAUCAAAAUUAAUAAUUUGGCAAAAAGUUUAUUCUCAAAGGGUGAUUGAUUUACAUUAUGCAUAUUUUCCAGUCUGACAUGGCUGCAGCAAGGAGAUGGUGGUGCUUGCUCCUGCUAACAAAUAAUCCUGUGAAAUCAGAUGCUGAAAGAAAGCUACUCAGAAAAAGGCGCAAAGAAAUGAAAACAGGAGAAUUGGAAAAGGAAGCAGAAGCUGAUUACAUAACAGAUGCCACCUGAGAUCCUGAGACAUAUCCUCUUGAAUGUGGUCAAAGAAGAUGGAGAUGUGGCCUUCUUCAGACUGUCUCUGAUGUGCU
Molecule: messenger RNA, 3134 nt
Organism: Carassius auratus (goldfish)
Lineage: Eukaryota; Metazoa; Chordata; Actinopteri; Cypriniformes; Cyprinidae
Product: HMG domain-containing protein 3-like
Exons: 18
Coding region: 339-2561 (740 amino acids)
Molecular function (GO): protein binding
Source: RefSeq, a predicted model, not a curated record